AUGCCGGGCGUCAAGUCGGAGUCUCUCGCGAGCGGCGGCUUGCCGGAGCUCCCGCGCAUCCGCACCACUCGCCCUGCGGCCUCCUCCAAGGUAGUACCUAGAGCCAAGGCGCAGAGGCAGAGCAGUACCAAGGCGAAAGCAGGGGAGGAUCGGGAGAAGCGGCGCAACAGUGGUAGUAGGGGGACUUGUGGUGAGUCCGCGUCGUCGGCGACGUGCGGGACCUCACCGGCGCUUGUCGGACCGGAGCUGGAGAAGAGGAGGUGCUCCUGGAUCACUGCUAACUCUGAACCCGUCUACGUUGCAUUCCAUGAUGAAGAGUGGGGAGUGCCGGUUCACGAUGACCGUAAGCUGUUUGAGCUGCUUACCUUGUCACAAGCCUUGGCCGAGCUCUCCUGGCCUGUCAUUUUGAGCAAGCGGGAGGAGUUCAGGGCGAUGAUUGAUGCUUUCUACAAUGCAUGCGUGCAUGACUACACGGACAAGAAGAUAAACCAGUUCAAGUCAAAUGGAAGCACGUUCUUGUCAGAGCAAAAGAUGCGAGCUAUGGUCGCAAACGCCAAGCAAAUUCAAAAGGUAGUCCGUGAAUUCGGGUCGUUCAGCAACUACUGCUGGAGCUUCGUGAACCACAGGCCCAUCACAAACGGCUUCCGCUACGCUCGCCAGGUGCCCACCAAGACGCCCAAAUCUGAGGCUAUGAGCAAGGACCUGAUGCGCCGAGGGUUCCGGUGCGUCGGCCCCACGACGGUCUACUCGUUCAUGCAGGUCGCCGGGAUCGUCAACGACCAUCUGCUGUGCUGCUUCAGGUUUGAUCAGGUUGGCGGCCAGCCAAAGGCUGCCGUGGAGAAUGGUUCACGAUCAGCGAGGUGUAGUUAG
Molecule: messenger RNA, 870 nt
Organism: Triticum dicoccoides
Lineage: Eukaryota; Viridiplantae; Streptophyta; Magnoliopsida; Poales; Poaceae
Product: probable GMP synthase [glutamine-hydrolyzing]
Exons: 3
Coding region: 1-870 (289 amino acids)
Biological process (GO): base-excision repair
Molecular function (GO): DNA-3-methyladenine glycosylase activity
Source: RefSeq, a predicted model, not a curated record